This is a messenger RNA of Tyto alba (common barn owl), 4055 nucleotides long. RefSeq names its product FCH and mu domain containing endocytic adaptor 2 (gene FCHO2). The coding region runs from base 105 to 2603 and encodes 832 amino acids. Gene Ontology annotation, biological process: synaptic vesicle endocytosis; clathrin coat assembly; clathrin-dependent endocytosis. The record is from RefSeq and is a predicted model, not a curated record. Gene Ontology annotation, cellular component: cytoplasm; clathrin-coated vesicle; plasma membrane. The transcript is spliced from 27 exons. Lineage: Eukaryota; Metazoa; Chordata; Aves; Strigiformes; Tytonidae.
CGGGCCGUUGCGCCGUAACGGGAAGGGCGGCGCGGCGGCGGCGGCCCCUUUCCUCCGCGGCGUCUCGGCGGCCGGCACCGGGCUCCCUGCCGGCGGCGGGGGCGAUGAUGAUGGCGUACUUUGUGGAGAGCUUCUGGGGAGAAAGGAACAAUGGCUUUGAUGUCCUCUAUCACAACAUGAAACAUGGACAUUUGUCAACAAAAGACUUGGCAGACUUUAUAAGAGAAAGGGCUACAAUAGAGGAGGCAUAUUCAAGGUCAAUGACAAAACUAGCCAAAUCUGCGAGCAAUUACACACAACUCGGGACAUUUGCUCCAGUUUGGGAUGUUUUCAAAACCUCAACAGAAAAACUAGCAAGCUGUCACUUGGAUCUUGUGCGGAGAUUACAAGAGCUAAUAAAAGAAGUUCAUAAGUAUGGAGAUGAACAAAUCAAAGCUUAUAAAAAGACUAAAGAUGAUGUUUCGGGAACAUUGGAAGCUGUGCAAAAUAUUCAAAGUAUCACUCAGGCCUUACAGAAAUCAAAGGAAAACUACAAUGCAAAGUGUGUCGAACAAGAACGUUUGAAAAAGGAAGGAGCAACACAGAGAGAAGUUGAUAAGGCAGCGGUUAAAUCAAAAAAAGCUACAGAUACCUACAAACUAUAUGUAGAGAAAUAUGCUGCAUUUAAAUCUGAUUUUGAACAGAAAAUGACAGAAACUGCACAGAAAUUUCAAGACAUUGAAGAAACACACCUUCUUCGUAUGAAAGAGAUUAUAGAAUCAUUGUCAAAUACCAUAAAAGAAAUUAAUUUACAGAUAGGAGAGGUGCAUGAAGAAUUUAUUAAUAACAUGGCAAAUACUACAGUUGAGAGUUUAAUACAGAAAUUUGCUGAGUCAAAAGGAACUGGCAAGGAAAGACCUGGCCCUAUUGAGUUUGAAGAAUGUAACACAUCCAGUGCAGUUGAAGGGCUAAAACCACGGAAGAGGAAGCCUUUUGGUUUAUCCGGAAUAAUGAAAAAAGAAAAAGAUACUGAAUCUGUGGAGUGUCCAGAUGCAGACUCAGUUAAUAUUCCUGAUGUAGAUGAUGAAGGAUACAGCAUUAAACCAGAAGCAACACAGGAUACCAAAGAGAACCAUUUCUAUUCAUCCAGUGAUUCAGACUCUGAAGACGAUGAACCCAGGAGGUUCCAUGUAGAAAUAAAACCUGUCCAGCCAAAUAAUAGCUCUCAAUAUACCAAGCCUUCCUUGGAUGAAUUAAAAGUAUCCAUAGGGAACAUCACUCUUUCUCCAGCAAUAUCUCAGAGGCACAGUCCUGCACUAAUGAAUCGAAAUUCAUCCAGUGAGGAGUUAACAAAAUCAAAGCUUUCUGCUCCAACUAAUGAAAAGGGGAACAGUGACCUCCUGGCAUGGGAUCCACUCUUCAGCAGUUCUCUUGAAUCUUCCUCUUCAGCUUCCUUGGCAUCCUCAUCCUCCUCAGCAAGACCCACAACUCCUCUUUCUGUAGGCACCAUUGUACCCCCUCCAAGGCCUGCUUCAAGACCAAAGCUGUCUGCUGGGAAACUUAGUGGGAUUAAUGAAAUACCUAGGCCGUUCAGUCCUCCAUUGACCUCUAACUCAAGUCCACCUCCUGCAGCUCCCUUGGCACGUGCAGAGAGCAUUUCCUCAAUAUCCUCUUCUGCUUCCCUCAGUGCAGCAAACACACCUACAGUUGCGGAUGAUCUUUUGAUUGGAAAUCUUCCUACAAUUGAAAAGCUUUGUGAGACACCACCAGGUGUUUCACGUGGUCCCAGCCCUGUCAGCCUUGGAAACCAGGACACCUUGCCUGUUGCAGUAGCCCUUACUGAAUCUGUUAACGCCUACUUUAAAGGAGCAGAUCCCACAAAAUGUAUUGUGAAGAUUACCGGUGAUAUGACAGUAUCGUUCCCAAGUGGGAUUAUUAAAGUAUUCACCAGCAACCCAUCUCCAGCUGUGCUGUGCUUCAGGGUGAAAAACACAAGCAAACUAGAGCAGAUUCUUCCAAACGCACAACUUGUAUACAGUGAUCAGUCACAAAGUGACUCCAGUACUAAGGAUUUUUGGAUGAACAUGCAAGCUAUAACUGUCUACCUCAAGAAAUUAUCAGAGCAGAAUCCAUCUGCAUCAUAUUACAAUGUGGAUGUUUUAAAGUAUCAGGUAUCUUCAAAUGGCAUCCAGUCCACUCCCUUGAAUCUUGCAACUUACUGGAAAUGUAAUGCUAGCACUACUGAUGUGAGAGUGGAUUAUAAAUACAAUCCAGAGUCUAUGAAUGUGCCUACUAUGCUGUCUAAUGUCCAGGUUGUGGUACCAGUAGAUGGAGGAGUAACAAACAUGCAAUCACUUCCACCUGCAAAAUGGAAUGCAGACCAGAUGAAAGCACAUUGGAAAAUAUCUAGCAUUUCGGACAAGUCUGAGAAUGGAGGUUCUGGAUCCCUUAGGGCAAAAUUUGAACUUUCAGAGGGACCCAGUAAACCAGCAACACUUGCAGUGCAGUUCAUUAGUGAAGGAAGCACCCUUUCAGGAGUAGAUGUGGAGCUCGUUGGCAUUGGCUAUCGGCUUUCCCUCCUUAAGAAGAGGUUUGCCACUGGACGGUAUAUGGCAGACUGCUGAUGUACCUGUGAAAGUCAUUGGAACAAAGGAGUGCAAGAAGCUCAAACGUUGACCUACUUUGAGGCUGAACUACAGAACAGAAAAUGCACUUUUAAAAGUCAUUUUGCAAACUUAUUACUUUAUAAUAGCACUGAAGUUGACUUCAACACUGUCUGUAAAUGAUCAACUGCAAUAUUUGGGAAAAUUUGUUGAAAUUUUAGUAAAUUUAUAUAGAUGAAGUCAGAUAGUAGUCCAUAGUUGUAAUGAAAGUAUGAAAUUGUAUUUUAUGCUGUAAACACUAAACCUAAAAAAGUACGAGAGCAAGUAAGAAAUAUUUGCGCUUUCCAUAAGUAAUAUUCAUUUUUCAUAUUCUUCUAAUUGACACUUUUUAAAAAAGCAGAGGCAAAGUCUCAUGUAGUUUGUCUGUCCACUCAUGACACAAAACCAGUUGAGUUAGUGAUGUAUAAAAGCAAUGUAACUUGAUGGCCGUGUAUCAUAUAUUAUUAACAUGUAAGUUGGUUUAUAUAGGGGUUUUUUCCGAAGUGCAAUGUGUUACAAAAUUGCAAAAGACAGCAGAAAUUUAUUUCUGCAGUUAGUAAAUUUUAUGGGCGUUUGAAUUGUUUCCAUUAAUGCUGUAGAUUUAAUUUAUUUUUAUAUGAAUUGCAUAACAUUUGUGCCUUUAAAAAAGCCUGUGCCUAUCCAAUUUGUUAUUCAUGUGCCUCACUUCCUUUUUCAAAGUUUGGCUCUUAAUCAAGAAAGCACAGUGUUUGUAUAAUACACACAACUUUAUAAAAAUUCCUUUGACUGGGAUUUAUUUAGAAGGCAGAUUUGCAAAAACUGGGGAUUAUUAUAAAAGAAGUUUAAAAUACUGGAUUACUUCCUCAUGGGGUAAUUGCAAUAAAUGCGGUUGUAGUAAAGGGAGAUGCAUCGUGCAGGACUUUGAAAUGUGGAGAUUUAAUGGUAACUUUAAUGUCACCAAAGAUGAGAUUCCUGAAAAAUCACCGAAGAUGGUAAAAGCAAACUUGUAAAAGUGAACAGCAUUUCCUUUCACUUUGACUGCAAGUCUUUGGACUUUUGAGUGCUUUUGGGGUUGCGUGAUGUGAAUGUAAAUAUAGUACUUUGGAAGGAGUAGCAUUAUAGAAGGGUAUUUUAUGGCAGCAGGAUGACAAGUGCUGCCACGUCUAUUAGUUUAAUGUUUUUCUAUAGCUACCGAUUUCAAUAUUUGUAUUGUCAUCUAAUCUGCUUGCCACAGCCUAAGCACAGGGAAGUGACACGUUAGUAAUAUUUUUUAAAGUCACUAAUUUAGAAAAUCUUCUAUGUUUUUAUAUUAUCAAGUGUUCUUUCAAUGCCAAAAUCAAAAGUAUUGGGGCAAAAUAAUUCAAUAAACUGCAUGUGGGAAUUUCAUGUGACCAUUUUGAACACCAGUAUCGAUUUCAAAUUCUGUAUUAAAACAAUAAAACAUGCUUGAACUAA